Messenger RNA from Aspergillus fumigatus Af293, 1851 nucleotides. NCBI's taxonomy places the organism in Eukaryota, Fungi, Ascomycota, Eurotiomycetes, Eurotiales, Aspergillaceae. The record is from RefSeq and is a predicted model, not a curated record.
AUGAGUAGCAACAAGCCGUAUGUUAUCAAAGGCAUCCCUGUCGACGCCGGCCAGAUCAUUCCAGUUCGUCGGGACAUUGAUGAGUGGUAUGAAGACACCAGCCGACAGAGCAGAAUUCAGCUGUCCAUCUUUAUAUGGGCGCUACGUGAGUUCCAAUCCAUCGACUACAAAGAUCGACUUUCCUACUUCCAAAUUGCAGGAAUACAUCACUUCCCAUUGAUCACUUGGGACGAGGAGGAACCUCCGGUGCCGAAUAAGCCUGGAUACUGCGUACACAAUAACGUGACUUUUCCCACAUGGCAUCGACCAUACAUGCUCCUGUUUGAACAACGUUUGUUUGAAAUCAUGGAAACUACUAUCAAGGAAACGGUUCCCGAGUCGCACAAGCAGGAAUGGCGAGAUGCCGCUCGUCAGUGGCGUCUCCCUUACUGGGACUUCGCAAAGACCAGCGGCCCUCAUGCAACUGGGCCUUUGUCACUGCCGGUUCUUUGCGGAUUAGCCAAUGUGGUUAUACUAAACCCUGCAAACCCGGAAACCCCUAUUGAGCUCCCCAACCCUGUGUAUAAAUACAGGGCCCCCGAUCUUAUGGGGAAUCUGGACAAACCCUUCCACAUCCCGCCUGAGCGUAUAGACCCAGACAAAGACGACUACUAUCCAUGGGAUAAAUGUCAGGCGACGACCAAAUACGGGCUUCUGAAGAACAACCCGCACAUACAGGACGCCGGACAAGAUGUGACAAAGAGUAACCUAGCCUUGAAUGAACAUCCAUGGUACCGGCCAAACAAGGCUGGCUUUCCACCUCUGCAGACACUUACUUACGAAGUGCACCGACUCUUGAGUUUCAAGUUCAGCAGCUGGGGGGCGUUUGCGUCAACAAAAUGGUGCAACGAGGAAAACAAACCGCCCGCAUCACAGCAGACGAGAGAUAUCCUUUCCCUUGAAUAUAUUCAUAAUAAUGUCCAUCCCGACUUGCAGGGAGCUGGCCACAUGAGCAGUGUUCCUGUGGCAGCGUUCGACCCGAUCUUUUGGCUCUAUCAUAACAAUGUGGACCGCCUUACAGCUAUCUGGCAGGUCUUAAAUCAAGACCACUGGUUCGAUGAACCACACCCCAGCGACGCUAAACCCGAUGAUCCUCUCAAACCAUUCCAUGUGAGCAAAGACAAGUAUUUCACAUCGGAUGAUGCGCGAUUCUGGCGCAAAUACGGGUACGACUACGAUAUAGUAAAGAAACCCGGCACGAAUGAAGACCGCGCCCCUGAAGAAGUUAAGAUGAAGAUCAAUCAGCUCUACGGCGAACCAAUAUCGAGGCUCCAUGAGGGCCAGCCCGUCGAAUACGACUAUGUGAUCAAUGUUAUCUACGACCGAUACGCGCUUGAUGGUAUCCCUUACACGAUUGUCUUUUAUCUGCACCUGAAAGAUGGUAGCUACAAGUGUUUAGGUGGUGUCUACACCUUUAGUACUAAGCUGAGCGACGCCCAAGACACGGAGAGAGGCGGCUGUGACAACUGCCGUGAGCAAAAGAAGGCAGGUGUCCUCGCGUCCGCUCAGAUUCCGUUGACGUAUACCCUUUAUGAGAGACAGGAGUGGCAUAACCUAGGAAAGCUACUCCCCGUGAAAGAAACAGCUGAUAUUAUUAGACAACACCUCUGCUGGAAGGUCGUGGGGGUCAAUAACUCGAUACUGUUCGACUCUGAGCAACCCAUGAGAGGUGACCCAGCAACAUGGCGUUCACUCGACGUCACUGCCGCUUAUAGUGAGAUUCACUAUCCUGUAGAUCGCAAUUACAAGUACAUCGAUCGGGGCUUGCCAGCCUAUCAUAACUAUCUUCCCAUCCAUCUGUCCCCAACUUAG